AUGGACAUUCAUGUAGCGAAAGAAGUCCGCAGAAACGCUUUCGUCGUCCCUACCGAAAAGUUCGUCGAGAAGCUCUUUUCCGUCUCGCCAGAUCCCGGUACCGAUGAGAGCGUCGCAAAGUCUGUGCUCGAGAAACUCGCGAAGGACGGUUUCUAUGAUGAUACCAAGGACAGGCGUCGAUGGAGCAAGUUUCCAGACGAGCGAAGAGCAAAUGAGAAGGAAUUCUACCUUCCGUUCAUCCGCACAGCAGCGCACAGCGGCCGCGUUCUCAAGGACCUGGGGCACGAGCCGCGAACGCACAUCGUAUGGCUCGAGGUCCCAGACCGGGGGCUAGUUUCUCUCAACCCCUACGCUGCCAACAUCCGCCCUGAUAUCGUGUCGAUCCUCGGAGAGGCUCCCAGGGAUAGUCAGGCGGAGGAGACGGAGGGUGAGGGUAAGGAGACAAACGACAAAAAGCGCAAGGUGCCCGAUGAAAAGGACGAAAAGCUCUGGUGGUCGAGCUCAACCGCCGCUUCGUCCUUGGAUUGCUCCUCUGCGGGCGCAAAUUUAGCAGUCGUGGAGAAGAUAAGCGACGAGCCGAUCACAACGACGUACGCUCAAGCAGACGGACUUGACAUCAGUUUGGACGUCUAUGUUCCUCAAGGGGCCACUGGGUCAGCGCCGGUGGUCCUCUUCUUCUACGGCGGUGGUCUGGCAACGGAUUCUCGGAGAGAUGACUGGUUUCCGACAUGGCUUAUGUUAAGGAUCUCAUCGGGCCAGCUGGCCCUUCACCUCCCCUCAGGAGCCUCUCCGGACCCAUCGCGUCUCUUCGUCUCCGGCGACUCCGGCGCAGGCGGCUACAUGUCGCGCGUCUACGCCCUCCACGCCUCUUCCAAGCCCAAAGCCGUCCUCUCCCUCUUCGGCAUAGGCGACGCCCUCCUGACGGACCACUGGGUGCCCUACAGCGAAGACGGGCGCGCCUCGCUCGCCACCUGGGUCAUCCAAGAGGGGUUGUACCUCGACUACCUCACGGGGAAGAAAGGGCUCUCGGCCGAGCUGGCAACGUAUUCGACGGAAGAGGAGCGCGCGGCGGCCUUGCCUGCAGCGGAGCGCGCGGUGUUCCCGGAGUUGAGGGCGGAGGAGCUCCUGCCGACGUUCUUCGUACACGGGGACGAGGACACGCUCGUGCUUCUGUACGAAAGCGAGGCCACGCUCCGCACACUGCAUGAGGCCGGGGUGAAGGCCGAGUUGGUUGUCGUCGAGCGGGCAGAGCACGGGCUGCAUUCUACGUCUGACCAUAAAAUGGAGGCACCGGGCAUUCCUGAGGCUUAUGCGCAGGCAACGGAGUUUUUGAAGGGGUGUUUGUAG
Molecule: messenger RNA, 1347 nt
Organism: Punctularia strigosozonata HHB-11173 SS5
Lineage: Eukaryota; Fungi; Basidiomycota; Agaricomycetes; Corticiales; Punctulariaceae
Product: alpha/beta-hydrolase
Exons: 6
Coding region: 1-1347 (448 amino acids)
Biological process (GO): proteolysis
Molecular function (GO): serine-type peptidase activity
Source: RefSeq, a predicted model, not a curated record